CGGGGACGCCGGCGCUUCCCCUCCGCCCCAGGACGCGCACCCGGAGGAGGAGGAGGAGAAGGAGGGCGCCGUCUCCGCAGCAGCAGUAGCAGCAGCCGCCGCCGCAGCCAUGGGAAGGAUUUGACAGGGCUCGGAGCGCUUUUGCCGGUGUGUCGGGGCGCGCGUCCCGCCCGCCGCCCCUUGGCGCAGCGGAGGAGAAGGGGGCGACGAUGAAGACUUUAGUUUUUUUGAAUCACUGAAAAGCCUUAAAAGGAGACUCGUAAUAAUAAUCAUUAAAAAAGAAACCCCAAUGCAAACUGAAACAACCAUGUCUGGAGAAGUGCGUUUGAAGCAGUUGGAGCAGUUUAUUUUGGAUGGGCCAACACAGACUAAUGGGCAAUGCUUCAGUGUGGAAACCUUGCUGGAUAUACUCAUCUGCCUUUAUGAUGAAUGUAAUAAUUCCCCUCUGAGAAGAGAGAAGAACAUCCUUGAGUAUCUGGAGUGGGCCAAACCUUUUACGUCUAAAGUGAAACAGAUGCGACUACAUAAAGAAGAUUUUGAGAUCCUGAAGGUGAUUGGUCGAGGAGCCUUUGGGGAGGUUGCAGUGGUAAAACUGAAGAAUGCAGAUAAGGUUUUUGCCAUGAAGAUACUUAAUAAGUGGGAGAUGCUGAAGAGAGCUGAAACAGCCUGUUUUCGAGAAGAGAGAGAUGUGUUAGUGAAUGGAGAUAACCAGUGGAUCACAACAUUACAUUAUGCAUUCCAGGAUGAAAACUAUUUAUACCUGGUUAUGGAUUACUAUGUUGGAGGAGACCUGCUUACAUUGCUCAGCAAGUUUGAGGACAGACUACCCGAAGAUAUGGCUCGUUUUUAUUUGGCCGAAAUGGUGAUAGCCAUCGAUUCAGUUCAUCAGUUGCAUUAUGUUCACAGGGAUAUUAAACCAGACAACAUCUUGAUGGAUAUGAAUGGACAUAUUCGAUUAGCAGAUUUUGGUUCUUGUCUGAAACUGAUGGAAGAUGGAACGGUCCAAUCUUCAGUGGCAGUUGGAACACCAGACUACAUCUCUCCAGAAAUCUUACAGGCCAUGGAAGAUGGAAAAGGGAAGUAUGGGCCCGAGUGUGACUGGUGGUCCCUGGGCGUUUGCAUGUAUGAAAUGCUUUAUGGAGAAACGCCCUUUUAUGCUGAGUCCUUGGUGGAGACCUAUGGGAAAAUAAUGAACCACAAAGAGAGGUUUCAGUUUCCUGCUCAAGUGACAGAUGUCUCUGAAAGUGCAAAGGACCUCAUCCGAAGGCUCAUUUGUAGCAGAGAGCAUCGACUUGGACAAAAUGGGAUAGAAGACUUUAAGAACCAUCCAUUUUUUGCUGGGAUUGAUUGGGACAACAUUAGAAACUGUGAGGCACCUUACAUCCCAGAAGUCAGCAGCCCUACUGACACAUCAAACUUUGAUGUGGAUGAUGAUUGCUUAAAAAAUUCUGAAACAAUGCCUCCACCAUCGCACACUGCAUUUUCUGGCCAUCAUUUACCAUUUGUGGGUUUCACAUAUACAAGUAGCUGUGUGCUUUCAGACCGCAGCUGUCUGAGGCUGACAGCUGGACCACCCUCCAUGGAUCUUGAUGCCAGCAUUCAAAGAACUUUGGAGGAUAGUUUAGCAACAGAAGCUUAUGAGAGGAGAAUAAGACGUCUAGAACAGGAAAAGCUUGAACUUAGUAGAAAACUGCAAGAGUCCACUCAGACAGUCCAGGCUCUGCAAUAUUCAACAGUGGAUGGCCCAAUAACAGCAAGUAAAGAUUUAGAAAUUAAAAGUUUGAAAGAAGAAAUUGAAAAGUUGAAGAAGCAGGUAACAGAAUCCGGUCAGCUAGAACAGCAACUUGAGGAGGCCAGCACUGCAAGGCGGGAGUUGGAUGAUGCUUCCAGACAAAUAAAGGCUUUUGAGAAACAAGUCAGAACACUAAAGCAAGAGAGGGAAGAUCUUAAUAAGGAACUGGCAGAGUCUAGUGACAGAUUAAAAUCCCAAGCCAAAGAGCUGAAAGAUGCACACAGCCAGCGGAAAUUGGCAAUGCAGGAGUUCUCAGAGAUGAACGAGCGGCUGACAGACUUGCACUCUCAAAAACAAAAGCUUGCCCGCCAGCUCCGAGAUAAGGAGGAAGAAAUGGAAGUGGUGAUGCAAAAAGUAGAAAGUUUAAGGCAAGAGUUACGCAGAACAGAGAGACUUAAAAAAGAACUGGAAGUCCAAGCUGAAGCUGCAGCUGCUGAGGCAUCCAAAGACAGGAAAUUGCGAGAGAGGAGUGAACAGUACUCUAAACAGUUGGAAAGCGAAGUAGAAGGGCUAAAGCAAAAACAGGUUGGUCGCUCACCUGGGGUAAGCAGUAUAGAACACCAGCAAGAGAUCACUAAAUUAAAGGCAGACCUGGAAAAGAAAACUGUUUUCUAUGAAGAGGAACUAUCUAAACGUGAAAUGUUGCAUGCUAAUGAAAUAAAAAGUCUGAAGAAAGAACUGCGGGAUGCAGAGAGCCAGCAGCUUGCCCUCAAGAAGGAAAUCAUGGUUUUGAAAGACAAGUUAGAGAAAACAAGAAGAGAAAACCAAAGUGAGAGAGAGGAAUUUGAAACAGAGUUCAAACAAAAAUAUGAACGAGAAAAGCUUCUGCUGACAGAGGAAAACAAAAAACUUACAAAUGAACUUGAUAAGCUCACUGCCAUGUUUGAGAGGCUGAGUAUGAAUAAUCGGCAGCUGGAAGAAGAGAUGAGAGACCUGGCUGAUAAGAAGGAGUCUGUGGCCCACUGGGAGGCCCAAAUUACUGAGAUUAUCCAAUGGGUAAGUGAUGAAAAAGAUGCUCGAGGUUAUCUUCAAGCCUUGGCCUCUAAAAUGACAGAAGAGCUGGAAGCCCUGAGGAACUCCAGUUUGGGUGCAAGAGCUACAGACAUGCCCUGGAAGAUGCGCCGCUUUGCAAAACUGGAUAUGUCUGCAAGGUUGGAGCUCCAGUCUGCUCUUGAUGCUGAAAUCCGAGCCAAACAGGCUAUUCAAGAUGAGUUGAACAAAGUCAAAGCUUCCUGUAUCUCUACAGAGUGUAAAUUGCAAGAAUCUGAGAAGAAGAACAUGGAGCUGUUGGCAGAUAUCGAAAGGCUGAAAAAGGAGACAGAAGAGCUUAGAUCAGAAAAGGGUGUAAAGCACCAAGACUCACAGAAUUCUUUCUUGGCAUUUUUGAAUGCGCCUACCUCUGCUCUGGAUCAAUUUGAACGCCCUCCUUCCUGUAUUCCAGCUAACAAAGGCAGACGUAUUGAUUCAGUUGAGAAUUUUACAUUGUCUAAUACUCCGUCACGGGAUGAAGAUAGCAAGUCUCACCUCCAUUCAAGAUCAAGGUCUCCUUCUACAGCUAGUGAGAUUGAGCCAAUCGAGGUUACAGAUCAUCCUCCCCGUUCAAUGCACACACCGACCAUGAGGACAGCAUAUAUUGGAUCAGGACUCUCUGCACCAAAGCCUAAAGCCCACCAGUUUGUAGUGAAGUCGUUCAAUACACCAACAAAAUGCAAUCAGUGCACAUCUCUGAUGGUUGGUUUAAUACGACAGGGCUGCACUUGUGAAGUAUGUGGAUUCUCUUGCCACGUGACCUGUGCAGACAAGGCUCCUGCAGUGUGUCCCAUCCCUCCUGAACAGACUAAGGGACCUUUGGGAAUAGAUCCACAGAAAGGCAUAGGAACAGCUUAUGAAGGACAUGUCCGAGUACCGAAACCAGCUGGAGUAAAGAAAGGUUGGCAGAGAGCACUGGCAGUGAUCUGUGAUUUUAAACUCUUCCUAUAUGAUGUAGCAGAAGGAAAAGCAUCCCAGCCCAGCGUGAUAGUGAGUCAGGUCAUAGACAUGAGGGAUGAAGAAUUCUCAGUGAGUUCUGUCUUGGCCUCGGAUGUCAUUCAUGCAAAUCGAAAAGAUAUCCCCUGUAUCUUCAGGGUUACAGCCUCCCAGCUCUCUGCAUCCAGUAACAAGUGUUCAAUCCUGAUCCUAGCAGACGGUGAGAAUGAAAAAAGCAAGUGGGUAGGCGUGCUGAAUGAACUGCAUAGGAUCUUGAAGAAGAACAAACUCAAAGACCGCUCAGUCUAUGUUCCCAAAGAAGCUUAUGACAGCACCUUGCCCCUCAUCAAAACAACACAGUCAGCAGCAAUCAUAGACCAUGAAAGAAUAGCUCUGGGGAAUGAAGAAGGGUUAUUUGUUGUGCAUGUCACCAAAGACGAGAUUAUCCGUGUUGGUGACAAUAAGAAGGUUCAUCAGAUUGAGCUUAUACCAAGUGAACAGCUCAUUGCAGUAAUCUCAGGACGGAACCGUCAUGUGCGGCUUUUCCCUAUGGCUGCCCUGGAUGGAAGGGAGACUGAGUUUUAUAAGCUGGCAGAGACAAAAGGCUGUCAGUCAAUAGUUUCUGGACACGUGCGCCACGGAGCUCUUACCUGCCUGUGUGUAGCUAUGAAAAGACAGGUCCUCUGUUAUGAACUAAAUCAGAGUAAGACGCGUCACAAAAAGAUCAAGGAGAUCCAGGUCCAGGGGAACGUCCAGUGGAUGUCAAUCUUCAGUGACCGUCUUUGCGUGGGCUACCAGUCAGGUUUCCUAAAAUAUCCCCUUCAUGGAGAAGGCAGCCCAUACAGUCUGCUCCAUCCAGACGACCACACACUAUCAUUUAUCUCACAGCAGCCAACUGAUGCCAUCUGUGCAGUCGAAAUCUCAAAUAAGGAAUACCUGCUGUGUUUUAGCAGCGUCGGGGUUUACGUUGACUGCCAGGGCCGAAGAUCAAGACAGCAAGAGUUGAUGUGGCCUGCAACUCCAUCUUCUUGCUGUUACAAUGCACCAUACCUCUCUGUGUACAGUGAAAACGCAAUCGACAUCUUCGACGUGAACUCCAUGGAGUGGAUUCAAACUAUUCCUCUCAAAAAGGUACGACCCUUGAAUACAGAAGGAUCACUAAACCUUUUAGGCCUGGAGACAGUUAGAUUAAUAUAUUUCAAAAACAAAAUGGCAGAGGGUGAUGAACUCGUGGUCCCUGAGACAUCGGAUAACAGCCGGAAGCAAAUGGUUCGAAACAUCAACAACAAGCGCCGCUAUUCCUUCAGAGUCCCAGAGGAGGAGAGGAUGCAGCAGAGAAGGGAGAUGCUACGUGAUCCAGAAAUGAGAAAUAAGUUAAUUUCUAACCCAACUAAUUUUAACCACAUAGCACAUAUGGGUCCAGGAGAUGGUAUACAGAUUCUCAAAGACCUUCCAAUGCAGCGUUCCCCUUAUCAAUUCCCUCAUCACCACUCCCGUCUGAUCUCCUCUCCGAGCAACUUUGAGCACAUCUACCACAUGACCGUUAAUUCAGCUGAAAAAUUCCUCUCUUACGAUUCCAUAAACCCUGCAUUUUCCCCGCCUCCACGCUCUGUCCUCGGUACUCCAGACUUUAUGACUCUGAGGAAUCUUCGGCCUCAGGAAAGCCGGACCGUGUUCAGUGGCUCUGUCAGUAUCCCAUCGAUCACGAAAUCCCGCACGGAACCGGGGCGGUCGAUGAGCGCAAGCAGCGGGUUAGCAGCACGAUCGUCUGCACAGAACGGGAGUGCUUUGCGCAGGGAAUUCUCAGGAGGGAGCUACGGAGCAAAGCGUCAGCCCAUGGCAUCACCCUCAGAUGGGUCCUUAUCCUCUGGUGGCCUGGACCAAGGCAGCGAUGCACCAACAAGGGACUAUGAGCGAGAGGACUCUGACUCUCCAAGACACUCUACAGCAUCAAACAGCUCCAACCUCAGCAGUCCUCCCAGCCCCAUCUCUCCUCACAAGACCAAGAGUCUCUCCCUGGAGAGCUCUGACCACGUGAGUUGGGACUCAUGAACUGCUUCAGCAUUCAGAUUUGACAUCACAUCAGCUUGCUGUCCCCAUGGCUGUCCCCUUCACUUGCUCCAGUUCUCACCUUCAUCAUCCUAACCCUCCACAUUCCCUGUCUGAAAGUGAUCUGGGAGUGGGGUACAGAGGAAGGUAAAAGCUGGUCGUCUUCAGCACCGUGCGGCACUGCCUCACCCUCCCUUCCCCAGAUUUGACAGCAGCAAAUGAGCAAAGCUAGGGUGUUGGUAAAUAUCAGAUGCUGUAGAUUUGUAUUAGUAUUGGUUUCAUUUUUGUGGUUACAGCUGCUUCAUUUUUAAAGACAUAUUUAUCCCACUCCCACUUCCCAAAAGGUAGCGUAAGUAGACCAGACCAGUAUCAAUAAGAGAAAAUUCAGAGGGAUUUUGUUUUCAUACAAUAGCUCAUUGUACUGUACAAAAGUAGCACAGAGACCCCUUCCCCUGCAUGGGGAAUGAUCAGUAUGUCAGAGGCACAUAAAAGCUUUCAGCCACCACGUUUGAAUGUCAAUCUGAUUGUCGCCAGCAAAUCCUUAUUGAUUAAAAUGAUGCAUAUUUUACUACAGUACAGAGUUUAAAUAAAUACGCAGAUGUUAGAGUAAAAUACGUAUGUAUAUAUUCAAAGAAAAAAAAGCAUUGUGUAUGCAGCAGAAGAUGGAUGCUUAUUUAAGAGAGCCUUUAAUUUAAGAUUUGUGUUGUCCCUGUUUUCAUGCUCAGUAAUAUACAGACUCAGAGGCCUGGACUAAAACCUUCCGCAGGACAGAAUUUCUGUUUGCACAGCGCUCGCUGCACUGCCGGGAGAGGCCCCUGCAGUGCUUUCACAACAUUUCUUUAUUUCUGGCCAUAGCCUAACUGAAGCUGUAAUUCCUACUCUCGUGUUAGUCCCCAUCCUUUGCAAAAAUGACAACAAUUGGAAGCAACCCCCUGCCCCGACAGCCAAGGGCCCCAGUCAGCCCGGCAGCUGCCCUGGUUUCAUGCGUUGUUCUAGCUGUGCAGCCAGAGCCUGGCAGCAUGCUACAGGAGAGGUCCUUCAGGCAGCAAGGAAGUUCAGUGCAGCAGGAUUCAGCAGGAAAACUGUUUCCCUGGGUCAGCCUUUGAGCAGGUUUAACUCGGAAGAGAGCAAUCUUCCACAUCUCCUUGACCAUCCUUAAACAGAAAACUGUUGCUUUUGUUACCAAAUACUAAACACUAAUACACAUCAGCCAAACGAGUGCCCUUAGCCCAAAGCUGGUCCUGGCUGGCUUUGCUGUCACUGUAGCAACAAAGAACCUUGAAGACUGACCUCACACUGUUCACACUGUGGUAGUCGGAGAUGCCUAGUGACCCAAAACUGCCACACUGGCAAGGUUGGUUUUCCUCUCCCUCCCUACUUGUGCUGUGGGUUUGUGCAAUUUGCCGUUGUUUCUAUGUGCUCACCUGCUCUUUGGUUCCAAAAGCAGGGCAGGUUGGAGGGCAGAAAGUAUUGCUGUGGAAGACAGAGCCCUCUGAAGUUGCAAAAAUAAAUAAAAAGCUGAAGCUGGUCACGCAGUCAACAGAAUAAAAUGAAAAACUGAUGUACAAAUGGAUGGUAAGAGGAAGAUGUCUCUUCUCUUUAGUUAGCAGGACUGACACGUUCUUCAUUUGGGAGUGUGUUCAAAUGAGCCUCUCUUCUCAGUAGUAUUUGUUGCCGACUUUAUACUAUGACCAUACUCGAACACGCAAGGGCUUUUUGUAUGUAGAAUACUGGUUUUUGUGGGUUUCGGAAACUUGUUAUUGCUCUUAUUAAGCCAUUCCAUAUUCUUGCAGUCAGCAGUUAUGUAGUGUUCUGCCCACGUAGAGAUGUUUGGAGUUUUCCAGUUUCUGUUUUCCCUAAUAGAACUUAUAGGUAAGUUCAAACCAUGUACAGUAAUUUCCAGGUAUGAUCUAAGUGUGAUAUAGGGAACAAGACACAGAUCAUCUAAUCCAUUUAAUCAUGCUGGGUCUCCUAGUUAAGAUUUCUCUUCCACUCUGAAUCAAGAGGUUUGUCCAAGUUUAAGCUCAUUCAAUGUUACUUUGGGACAGGAAUUCAAGAAAUUGUUGUAGAAACCAUCAUAUCAAAAGCCUGUCUCUCUCCUUUUUGGGUAUUUCAGAGUAGCAAGCUGGUUGUGUUGUUUGUUUUCACUUCAAAGCUACUACUUUUGCAAGCCUGGCAUUUGAAAUUAAAAGCUUUAGCAAACAGCUAAGCACUUGAAAGUAAUUCCUCCCAGAAAGUUUAUGUAUUUCUGAGGGACAGAUAGGCAGGGUGUUAUUGGCAUUAUUAAAAUUCCACAUCAGCUUCUUUUUAAAGGCUGCAUAUUGCUUCAAGUAUAGCCACUGCUUUUUCCCCACAAUUCCCUUGUUUUGGUGAAGCAUGUCCACACUUUCCAAAGCCUUUGCAGACUAGUUUGUAUUUACUUACUGUAUGUUGUAUUUAAACGAUAAUCUUAUUUUGAUGUUGAGAGAAGGCAUUUAAACAGCAGUCACUGAAGACAGAGCAGCCUGCGUGACAGUCCCCUGAGAGAGGGUCACAGGAUCUUUUUUUGUGGAUUUUUUUUUUUGCAGUUGUGCUAAAGCUCUAUCUGAAAAUGGAACCCAAAGAGCCACGACACAGCAAACAAUUAAAUCAAGUAAACCCCAGUGUUUACUCCAUUACAGUGCCUGCAGUCUAUUGAUAUCAAAAACCUGACAUUUUCAGGCAGAGUGUAGGUCAGCUGUGUUACAACACUAAGCUCCAGAGGAUGAGAGCUCCACAGGCCUACGCUGUUUGUACACUACAAUUUCUAAGCCUUGGCAGUCUCCUUUAGGAUUACUGUAUUUAAUGAUUACUUUGGUACUGUACAUUUUUAUACACAUCUGUCCAAAAGAGAAACAGCAACUGUUCUCUCAGUUGAAAAGCAAAUGACCACAUCACUUACUAGAAAAGAGUAAAAUUGUCCUAGGACUUACAUAGUUUUAUACAUUUGGGGACCAUUUGAUUGCAGACUCAAUUCUAAACCACACUCAUCUUCUUUUCGUUGGUAUGCAUACUGCAGCUGAGCUUUUUUUUAAAUACUCAUUGGGCUAGGAAAAGUAACUUGGUCAUUUGAACUGUAGGACUCUUGACUGGUAUCUCCGAGACAGUUGUCUCCUGAGGUUUGAUGUUUGCUCCUUUGCACUGUAGCACUGCUUCAACUUCACGGUUUGAGGGCUGCGUUUUGUUCAGGGAGCUUAAAAUCUCCCACUGCUACAAGACUGUAGCUCUUGUUCUCUGUACACAGUAUGUAUCUAGAUGAUUUUUUUUCCUUCUGGCUGAGACUGAAGGUGUUUGUUUGCAUUUUUGACAGUGCUUAAAGAGAUGGGUGGUUGGGUUUUCGCAUUUUUUUUUCCUCUUUUGAUGGCAACGAGGAUCUGAACCCAGAUUCAGGCAGCUACUAAGGAUUCCAGGUUAUAGAAUGAAAGAAGUUUGGUAAAUAGUUUUCCCCUGCACGUAUGCACACACAGAUAUGUGGCUUCCUUCCACAUUUCAUAAACCCAAAAGCAGGGUUAUAGUACUCUCUUCUCUCUUGCCUUUGGCCUGUAGAAGACAACUGGUGGUUUGAAAAAAACAUUCCUGAGGCUGUGGUGAAGUAGUUGCUUCUUUUCCCCUCCAGUAGUUGCUGUGGCUUGUUACGAAUGUACAUUUUGCCCAUUUAAAUGAGUUUCAAAACUGAGUCAGGAAUGUUCUCUCUUUGAUUUGAUUCUGAUAAAAUUACAAACCAGGUGUGUUAUUCUCAGGUAUAUGGCAGAGGGAAAUUAAGGGUCUUGUCAUACCAGAAAACUCCAAAAAUCAUAGUUUAUUUAUAGAAAUGAAGUUUAAUGGGUUCAUAGCAUGUGUCAGCCUUUCAAAACAGUUGAAUUAUUAACACAGAAACAGAUUCUGGCACCUUGUUGUCUUGCAUGGCCAGACCCUGAAUGACAGGACAAACAUGCUCUUGGGUGGAAAAAGGGUUUCUUUUCCAUUUUAUGAAUACUGUUUAAUUUUAAAUGAAUGCAUUAAGGGUAAAAUUUAUUACAGUGCAAGUAUCCACAGCUCCUGAGCCUCUUAGUCUGAGAAUCAAAGUGGCACAGGGUAACUCCUGCUGUGGGUUCUUUUGUUAAUACGAGUCAGUUCCAUGGAGGGACUGGGACAACUUCCUGCACUAACACAAAAUGCACUCUUCUGUGCACUUUGUGUUCACUCUUUAUUUGAUAAACACCCCUAGAAACCGCUCUGCUGCAGGCUUUCCUAUCUGAAUUCCAACUCUACUCUCUCAUUCCAGCCGCAGCUCAGUAAAACCUGUUUUGAUUCUGCAUUUUAAAAAGUCUCAUCCACAGGGAAGAAAUCCACAAACAAGCCAGUGUUGGUAUUUCAGAGCAAUUAUACCUGCCUUUUUAUGUAUGACAGUUUCAUAUCAUUUAUUUUUAAAAUACGUUUUUUAGGUUUUUCAUUGUAAUAUUAUUGUACAGUUUUGCAUGGCAUAGAUGUAAUCACUUUUUUGUUUUAGAGUAUAAAAGCUGACAAGUGUGCGUGUGGGGGAAAGAUUCUGCUUUUUGCCUCUUCUCACUCUUUUGUUUAAUGCCCUCAAUGUUGUAGGGGACAUUGUAAGAGAUUCUCUGCUACAGAACAAUGAUGUAGAUUCUUUUGCACAGAAAUAUUUAAGGUGGAAAAGUCAACAAUGUAAAAAUGACUUACCACCAAUAUUUUAUGUUGGUAACACACUUAAUAUUAACCUACUUUGAUGUACUGCAAUAAAACAGGGAACUGUUAGAAA
Messenger RNA from Corapipo altera (White-ruffed manakin), 10580 nucleotides. It is a transcript of the gene CDC42BPA, whose product is annotated as CDC42 binding protein kinase alpha. Gene Ontology annotation, biological process: peptidyl-threonine phosphorylation; actomyosin structure organization. NCBI's taxonomy places the organism in Eukaryota, Metazoa, Chordata, Aves, Passeriformes, Pipridae. Bases 290 to 5809 code for a protein of 1839 amino acids. Gene Ontology annotation, molecular function: ATP binding; protein serine/threonine kinase activity; protein binding. The record is from RefSeq and is a predicted model, not a curated record. The transcript is spliced from 40 exons. Gene Ontology annotation, cellular component: actomyosin; cytoskeleton; cytoplasm.